Messenger RNA from Linum tenue, 647 nucleotides. The record is from the annotation of a GenBank genome assembly. Lineage: Eukaryota; Viridiplantae; Streptophyta; Magnoliopsida; Malpighiales; Linaceae.
UCUAAUGCUCUUCUUCUUUCUUUUUGCCUUCGUUACUCCAUAACAAAUUCGAUCUCUUUUCCUCCAUUCAUUCUUCUUCUUUUCUCGGUCCUUCACUGACCAUCCAUUUUUCUAUGGGAAACAAGAACAGUUGAGAAAAUGACAGUAGACCCGCUGCCUUCUUUCUCUUUAACCGGGAGAGUCUCAAUUCGCAAGAUCUUGGCCUGCAUGGUUUUUUCCUUUUGUGCUUUUGUUGGUUUGAAUCGAGAUAUUUUUUGUUUUGGGUCCUGAUCAGGUGGAGGAAACAAGAAAAGCGACGACAGCCUCGCCGCCGACCGACGAAGAACUGCGGUGAUUUCAACCAUGAGCGCACUGGAUAAAUUUUCUGGUUCUAUUUCUGCAGAUUGGGGGGAGAACGAAGAAGCUGAUAGAGGAGAGAGAUGGUGGAGGAGAGAGAUAGCAAAACAGAAAAAUAAAAAAAGCCCCGUUUUUUUUUGCUUUCUCUCCAAUUUGGAGGGGUGGGUUAAACAGUACCCGACCCCUCCCCUUCCCCUCACCUCAUCACUGUACAACGCUUCGGAAACGGGGGAAAUUCUAUUGGAACCCGUGCUUCCCCCCUUUUCCUUUCCGUUCCCUCCUUUUCCCUCGCAAAGAAACAGAGGGUAAAU